This is a messenger RNA of Neoarthrinium moseri, 1005 nucleotides long. RefSeq lists its product as uncharacterized. Gene Ontology annotation, molecular function: thiamine transmembrane transporter activity. The transcript has a single exon. Lineage: Eukaryota; Fungi; Ascomycota; Sordariomycetes; Amphisphaeriales; Apiosporaceae. Gene Ontology annotation, biological process: thiamine pyrophosphate transmembrane transport. The record is from RefSeq and is a predicted model, not a curated record. Gene Ontology annotation, cellular component: mitochondrial inner membrane. Bases 1 to 1005 code for a protein of 334 amino acids.
AUGCUCUGCGAUCCAGCUCAAUAUGAAGAUGCUAACACGAGACCCUCGCACCAGGGCUCACGACUCCAAGUCGUAACAGCAGGCGCGACGGCGGGCCUGAUCUCGCGGUUCGUGAUCGCGCCGCUCGACGUCGUCAAGAUCCGGCUCCAGCUGCAGACGCACUCGCUCUCGGACCCCCUCUCGCGCGCCGGCCUGCCGCCCAACGCCCCUGUCUACAAGGGCACGCUGCCGACCAUGCGCCACAUCCUGCGGCACGAGGGCAUCACGGGCCUGUGGAAGGGCAACGUCCCCGCCGAGCUCAUGUACGUCUCGUACGCCGCCAUGCAGUUCACCGCCUACCGCUCCAUCACGGUGCUGCUGCACGGCGCCCUCGGCGAGCACCGCGUCCCCAAGGCCGUCGAGAGCUUCGUGGCCGGCGCCGGCGCCGGCGCGGCUGCCACGGCGGCUACCUACCCCCUGGAUCUGCUGCGCACGCGCUUCGCCGCCCAGGGCGUCGACAGGGUGUACUCGGGCCUGUUCCGCGCGGUGGCCGACAUCCAGCGUGACGAGGGCGCGCGAGGUUUCUUCCGCGGACUGGGGCCGGGGUUGGCGCAGAUCGUGCCGUUCAUGGGCCUGUUCUUCGCUAUCUACGAAGGGCUUCGGGUGCCGCUUGGCCAGCUCGACCUCCCCUUGGGCAGCGGCGAUGCCACCGCCGGUGUAGUUGCUAGUGUCAUCGCGAAGACGGGCGUGUUUCCGCUAGACUUGGUCCGGAAGCGCAUUCAGGUCCAGGGCCCAACCAGGGAGCGAUAUGUGCACAAGAACAUACCGGCAUACGACACGGGGGCUGUGAGGGCGAUCCGGAUGAUUGUAGCCAAGGAGGGGUUCAGGGGGCUGUAUAGGGGACUAACCGUCAGUCUCCUCAAGGCAGCGCCGGCGAGCGCGGUUACUAUGUGGACUUACGAGCGAGUCUUGAAUUUUCUCGUUGGCAACGCUGCAGAGGAGGGAGCACACAAGGCUGUUGAGUAA